Molecule: messenger RNA, 2387 nt
Organism: Cydia strobilella
Lineage: Eukaryota; Metazoa; Arthropoda; Insecta; Lepidoptera; Tortricidae
Gene: Dh44
Product: diuretic hormone 45
Exons: 6
Coding region: 449-889 (146 amino acids)
Cellular component (GO): extracellular region
Molecular function (GO): hormone activity
Source: RefSeq, a predicted model, not a curated record
CGUGCGCCAUGCUCUGAAAAUGUUGAUAUUAUUGUGUUCCCGUCAUAAAAAUUAAAAGACGGUGACAGUUACGGGGGUGGUCAUUGAGAAUAUGAAAUGAAUGGUUUGACGCAUGCGCUUUGCGCCGGUUUUCAGCGAGAUAUAAGCAAGCGAAAUCAUCCUCGCACCGCACAACUUUCGCAAACGAUCUCGCAGAGAACAGCGAAGCCCGCAUCCCAUUAAUCAUCACUACACUACACCACUUCCGAUGUUUUAACACUCGUAUUAUAAAAUAUUUACCUACGCAGUGAGUUGUGACUAGGUUUUCCGCAGUGCAUAUUUUAAUUAUUACUAUUUCCAAAAACUUUUGUUAGUUCUCUCUAAGUUUUUGCGGCGCGCAACAUUAAACAGUUGACUGGAAAGGAUUAUUUUGGAUUCGUUAAGCAUCCCCCGACACUCUACCUACAAAAUGAUGUGGUGGGCAAUAUGGUGCGCUGCAGUGGUGGCCGGAACCGCAGCCGCGCCAGCCGCCGACGCGCUUGGGCCCCUCGCGCUCGACCUGCCACAGAUCGAUUCUCUCACACCUGACGACGAGAGCAUGAGCUACGCGGGGCCGGCAGGUCGCUACGCUGCGUCCGCUCCGCUGGUCUACCUACUGCCCGACAUGCCCCGCGACGCGCAGAGGGCGAUUGGCAGUGGUGAGCGGCGCUCGCGACCAAAGCGCAAGAUGCCGUCACUGUCCAUCAACAACCCGAUGGAAGUGUUGCGGCAGCGGCUCAUGCUGGAGGUGGCCCGCAAGCAGAUGCGCGAAGCCAGCCAGCGGCAGGCCGUGGCCAACCGACUCUUCCUGCAGAAUGUCGGCAAACGCGGAUUUUGGGCGAACUCCGGUCCGGCUACCUACGACAACUAGAGCAUCCGGCGCCCGCGCUCCAUCCACCCCCCCACCCCUCCGCCGCCGCCGGGAGCCCUCCGUCUACGAUACAAGCUCUAUGAUAAGUACCCACGUUACCUACUCUUCGCCGGCAGAUGGAUUUCAUUUAUCGAUUUAUUUUAUUAAAGUACUAUAUACCGAGAAGUGGCUGUUGCAGCUACCGAUGGGUAAUAAGUAGUAGAUUAAAUUAACAAGCAUAAUAUAUUUAGCCGAGAUGCUAUUUUAUUUAGCUUUCGGUUCAGCUUGGGUUCGUUUGUCAAGGUGCGACCACCCAGGCCCGUGCCAUCCAGCUCGGCACGCGCGCCUGUGGUCGCUCCUCACUCACUCAUGCGGAUAAACACAAUACCUACCUGAAACCAUACUCAUUUUAUUUUACAUUAAUUUUGCUUUAAUUGAUGCGUUUCAUAGUUGAUUCCUAUGAAUUAAAUAUACUUAUGUCCAUACUUAUUAGAGGAAAUACAUAUGUAGGUAUAUUAGAUACGAGACCUGUUAGUUUAGUUCCAUUUGUUAUGAUUAUAAUAUUAUAAAUAUACUGUACAGUCCAGCUGCUAUUUUGUGAAUGUAAUUUAUUUACAUUAAUAUUAAGUUCCUAAAAAUAUAUUAUAUAUUGUUAGCUAAUUAAAAGUAGUAAAUUGUAACACUUCUUACAGUGUCUAAUAUUACGUUCAGUAAAACUUAAAAUUAUUGGUUUGUGUCUUACUUCUUCUUUUGCGAUAGUUCAUCCGCGGCACUGAACGCUUAGCGCCUAUUGAUUCGCCAAAUGUACAAGGCUCUACACGCCUUAUAUGAAACCUUUUGUGAAUGAUGUAUUUAUGUAGUAGACGCCUUUGAGGUCGUGUCGGCAGGUGAUCGAUAUUGCGGCACUGGAGGCGACCAUAAUUAUUAAUUAAAUCCACGCUCGACGUAGAGCGCAGCAGCACUAGCAGCAGCGAGCCGAACGGCCGCGCCGCCGCGGUGCCCGGUUCUCCGCGCCGCGCGGGUCUGUCCGAUUUCUCGUUAAAUUGAAAUGCUAUAAAUAAAGAACCCAAUCAACUUUCCUACUGCCGCGACCUCCCUUUGAUGACAUUAAUUAGACUUUUUUUGCGAAAUCAAGAGUUUCUUACACUGCGGACUUUCGGUACAAAGAUGCCUGAUAACUGGAUGCUGGAGUAAUUUGGUAGAAAGUUGUAUGUUAAUUUUUAGCUGUUGAAAAGACUUAAGAUCUCAAGUGCCGCAAUAAUGUGACCUUUAGUAACAUAUUGUUAUAAAUAUUCAAGGCAUGUAGAAUAGACAGCACGGUUGAAUUCAAGCUUAUUUAGCAUAGGUAGGACUAUAUUAAGUAGCUGAUGGCCCUGUGACUAAGCCCAUCAUUAUUAGGUUCUCUCUUCUACAUAUUUAAAGUUGUAAUGUAACCGUAGCCCAAAUAAUAAAGCAUAAAUGUGUCCAUAGAGCAAGGAAUAAUUUAUUUAUUUAUUAUUGAUAUUACACUGUUUCUUUA